Molecule: messenger RNA, 1416 nt
Organism: Cryphonectria parasitica EP155
Lineage: Eukaryota; Fungi; Ascomycota; Sordariomycetes; Diaporthales; Cryphonectriaceae
Exons: 3
Coding region: 1-1416 (471 amino acids)
Biological process (GO): D-serine catabolic process
Molecular function (GO): D-serine ammonia-lyase activity
Source: RefSeq, a predicted model, not a curated record
AUGCCUUCCAACGCAGCAGCCACGCUCAAGGAGCGUUUGGUGGGCAAGACCCUUCACGAUGUGCCAACGCCCAGCAUCGUGCUAGACCUGGCCAAGCUCGAGGUCAAUUGCCAGCAAAUGAUGGAUGCUGCUGAGAAGAAUGGCAUCGGAUGGCGAGCUCACAUUAAGACGCACAAGGUCGGCGAGGACCCCAACUCGCCAGCCAAUAUUAUCGUGUCCACGAUCCUCGAGGCAGAGAAGAUCACUCCCCUGCUGCAGGAGUUCCAGAGCAAAGGCCGCAAGGUCAACGUCUUGUAUUCUUUCCCCAUCUACCCAUCCAUCAUGUCCCGCCUAGCCACAAUCUCCACCACCCUCGGCCCAGACACCGUCUCACUCAUGCUGGACCACCCAGACCAGGUCGCCCUCCUUGGCCCACUCACUUCGCAAGCAGGCGGCAACAAGCCCCAGAUCUUCCUCAAGAUCGACGUCGAGUCCCGCCGCGCCGGCGUCGUCCGCGGCUCCCCGACCUACCACGCCCUGCUCCGCGCCGUCCUCGACGCCGAGCAAGCCGGCCACUGCAGCCUGCACGGCCUGUACGCCCACGCCGGCCAGUCCUACUACACACGUGCCGACUGGCAUGCCCUCGCCUACCUGAGCGUCGAGUUCGGCACCCUGCGGGAUGUCGCAGCCGACGUGCGCGCCCUCAGCCCCGGCCACGCCCUCGUGCUCUCUGUGGGCGCCACGCCGACGGCCACAGCGCUACAGCACCCUGAUAUCGAGACCACGACGGCGGCAGCAGUAGCCUCUACCGCAAAGGACCCAACAGCGCAGCACGUGGCAAGCCUUUCGACCCUCCUCCAGCAGUUAAAGGGAGAAGACGGAGAAGGCGCCGGCCUCACGCUCGAGGUCCACGCCGGCGUGUACCCCACCCUCGACCUCCAACAGCUCGCCACCCAUGCCCGCGACAACACGCUGCUGAGCAGCUCCUCCAUCGGCGUCAGCGUGCUGGCGGAGGUGGCCUCGCUCUACGCUGGGCGCGGCGAGGGCGGGACGGGCGAGGCGCUGAUCAACGCCGGGUCUCUUGCUCUGGGCCGCGAGCCGUGCAAGGAGGAUGGGGCGGGCCACUAUAGCGGCUGGGGCCUGGUGAUGCCGUGGGGGGAUGCGGCGCUGGCAGGGCUGGACCCGGCGCCGGCAGCGUUUCCGGCUGUGCAUGGCGGGUGGCAGGUGGGCAGGAUUAGCCAGGAGCAUGGCAUGCUGGUGUGGAAGGGGGAGAAGGAGGCCGAGGUGCCGUUGCGGUUUGGGCAGAGGGUGAGGGUCUGGCCGAAUCAUUCUUGUAUUGCUGGAGCGGGAUAUGAUCACUACCUUGUGGUAGACAGCCGCAGGGCAGGCAAGGAGGAUGAGGUUGUGGAUGUGUGGGAAAGGUGGAAUGGUUGGUAG